Molecule: messenger RNA, 3275 nt
Organism: Osmia lignaria (orchard mason bee)
Lineage: Eukaryota; Metazoa; Arthropoda; Insecta; Hymenoptera; Megachilidae
Molecular function (GO): protein binding
Source: RefSeq, a predicted model, not a curated record
UUACGAAUCGUUAUAUGUUAUAAAUACCAGUUUCGUUUUAAAUGAUUAUAACAGAAUCUUUUAAUCUGUGGGAUAAUGUAUUAAUCAUCAUUUUAUGUUUCUAUUAUGUAAUGCCAGUGACCAGUGACAGGGCGACGCGGACAAAAAUAGUAGCUUUUGACAUAAACAUAAUAAACGGAAGAUCAACAAAAUCUCAUACAAAUAAUCAAGAGGAUCAUUUCUUAGCAAUUGCACCUGCUUUGCCUAUUUUACCUGGAGCACCUGUACCUCCAAAAUUAUCUAAACGUUGUUAUAAUUCAUUUAGCCUAGCAGAUUCUCCAUUUAAUAUAGAACAUGACAAAGUUGAAGGUUCCAAUGCAGUUACAUUACAAUGGACAAGUGAAGGAAAUAAUAUUGUGGCAACAAGAAUUGCUGCCGAGAAAGAAAAGAGCCCCGAUAGGAUAUGUCUUGAUAGACGAGGUCUCACUACAUUCCCAAAUAUAGUUGGAGAGCCACGUUUACGUUUACUAUCUCUCCAACAUAAUCUUCUAACAAAGAUUGAGAAUUCCAACUUCUCUCAAUUGACAAAAUUAGUAUUUCUUGACCUGUACGAUAAUCAAAUUGAAAGGAUUUGUAAUUUUGAAUUAUUAGAAAAUUUAAGAGUGUUAUUGAUUGGAAAAAACAGAAUUAAAAAAAUUGAAGGUCUGAAGUCCCUAUCUAAGUUAGAAGUUCUAGAUCUUCAUGGCAAUCAAAUUGUACAAAUUUCAGAUUUAAAUAAUCUAGUAUCUCUAAAAGUUUUGAAUAUAGCUGGAAAUAAUAUCAAAGUAAUAGGCUACAAUGACUUCCAAGGUUUAAUAUCACUAAAAGAGUUAAACCUGAGACGUAAUAAGAUAAAAAAAUUAUUAGGUUUUAAUGAAACUCCACAACUGCAAAAAUUAUAUUUAAGUAAUAAUGAUAUUCAUAAAAUUGAAGAUAUAGGCAGUCUUGCAAAAGCAUUACAACUUAGAGAAAUAGCAAUUGAUGGAAAUCCUGUAACAUUAACUGGAGACUAUGUUUCAUUUCUUGUAUCAUAUUUACCACAUUUACAGCGUUUAUCUACUAUGCCAAUUACUGAACAAAUUCGAAGAGCUGCUACAGCCUGGAGGACAACAAAAGAACAAAGUAAUUCCACUUUUUUAAAUCUUAGCACACAUGUUUGUAUGAAUAUUCGGCGGGAAGAAAUAAUAUCAAAUGCUAAAAUAAAUUGGGAAUUUCUUAGAUGUCAUACUAAAUCCUCCACAGAUAAAAGUAACAAUGAAAACAACGUUCGAUUCAAUAACGUUAAUGUAUUACAAAUUCAGAAAUCUAACAAAUUUAAUAUAUUAAGACCUCAAAACUUAGAAAAAGUAAAAGCAAAAGAUUUUGGGAGCUUGACAUCUAUAAAUGAAAAUAUAGAAGCAACGAAAAUAAACAUUAAAAAAAGAAGUAAUUCUAGUAAUAAUUUAUUUCGAUUAAAAGAUACAACUAAAGCGUAUCCGUUAGAAUUUAAACUGCCACCUAUUUUAGGUUCAAUUGUAGAUAACUUAUUAAAUAGUAAAUUCGAUGAAAAAAUAGUUAUAAGUAACGAAGGUCUAACAAAAGGAAGAACUGGAAAUGAUACUAACAGCAGAUCGAGCAGCGAUUCAGAAAUUAUAGAAAGCCAUGAAAAUUUAAAGAGCUGUUUAAAACCUCAUAUACAAAGCUCUAGCAAUCAUGUUUCUCAAGAUGAUAGUGAUAAAUUCCUUGCUAAUAAGAUUGAUUUCAUGAAUGUUUUGUCAUCUGCAUCAGAAGCUGCUGCUGAUGUCAAUGAAAGUAAGAGUUGUACACUCUUUAAAUCUUCUGAAUUAUCAAUAAACGAGAAACAGGUUUUAAGAUUUCACAAUGAACAUAUCAUGAGUGAUUGUCAAUCAAAAUCUAGUAUUGGUUCCUCUGGAUAUUGUUCUUUAAGUUCUAAAACUAAUAGUAUGGAUAGUUGUAAGUCAAUAUUAAGUGAUUCUAGUACAUUGUCUGUUGCUAAAACUGUAUUGCAAAAGUCUAAGACUUUAGAGAAAGAUAAGAAUAGAGUCAAGAGUGCUCAAUUAAAGAAAGUAGUAUAUUAUAAAAGUAAUCGAGCAGCAACUGCUAGAGCUAAAUAUAGAGCAAUAUCACCACCAAAUCCAACUCCUGUACAAAAUCCAUCAAAAGAAAGAGAACAAGGAGGAGAUUAUUUGAUAGAAAUAGUUGGUCGAUGUUUGAAUAUUUAUGGUCAAGGUGCGUUACGUUUUAUUGACCGACCAUGGGAUCCUUCAAAAGCUGAAGAUGUUAAUGUUAUUAAAUUUAAUUAUGUACAAUUUAACGAUGUGGCCAAAGUUUUGUGUAAAGUAAAAAAUAGAUUUCCGAACAUAGAACAUUUUAUGUUUAAAGAAACUAAUAUCACAUACCUUGGACAGCUUAAUGCUUUAGCUGAAGCACAAGGAUUAACAAGUAUUCAUUUAGAAACAGGAAAUCCAAUUAUAUCAAAAGAUUGGAAAGUUUAUGCUAUAUUUCGUUUGGCCCACUGGGGACUCAAAGUUAUUAAUGGAAAAGAAAUUACAAAUGAAGCGAUUGAUUUUGCAAACAAAGAAUACGCUGGUCUUGUUGAUAUUGUGAUGUGUUCACUGCCCGAAUCUUUAUUACAACCUUUAUUACAAAGACUUCAUUUAGAAAAAAUUCAAAAGCAAAAUGGAGAACAAAUUACUGCCAAACAGUUUUUACUUAACAGCGAUCCAGCCCUUAGAAGUGUUGUUGCUAAAGAGGCAUUACAGUGGAGAAAAGGAAAUAUAACACAGGAAGAUCUUAUUUGGAGGCACAAAGGAAAAAUACAUCUAUUAAAUUUAAUAAAUCUUACUGUGGAUGCAAUACAAAAAUUACAGUUACUUGAUAAUAUAUGGCCAAGUAUUUUAUAUGAAAUUAUUCACACUACUUUAUCUGAUUUUUCUGAUAUAGAUACGUAUAUGAAACGUUGUUGCAAAACACUUGAAGGUGAUAAAUAAUUAGUUCACAUUAGUUUAUACACUAAUUGAUAAUAUAUAAGUAUUUAGUUUGAAUGAAUUCGCAUAUACGUUCAUAUGUAUUUUGUUAAUGUUUAAUUAUAAAAUACGAUCUAUACAUCUGUUGUUUGUUUAAUAUUUUAUGCCGUUGAAAGGUUCUUUUGCGUCUUAUACUUAAUACUUUUAUUCUAUAAGUUUAAACAAACCAUAAGAAUUAAUCCUAUUUACAAUAAUAAUGAAAUGCAAUCACGUAAAAAAGAAAAAAAAAAA